Molecule: messenger RNA, 930 nt
Organism: Paramecium tetraurelia
Lineage: Eukaryota; Ciliophora; Oligohymenophorea; Peniculida; Parameciidae
Exons: 5
Source: RefSeq, a predicted model, not a curated record
AUGUUUAAUACAAAAUUUCCUUCAGUUUCAAUAAAUGAAAAGUUAUAGAAACGUAUUUUGAGAUCGAAGAUCGUUAAGAUACUGAACAGUUAGUUUUAGAAUUAUUGCAACAAAUUCUUAAAAAUAGAGAGAAUGUAAUCAGAAAUAGACACAAGGAAGACUGAAUUCGAGUUAGAAGAUCAAAAUUUAAUAUAAAUGCUGCCAGUUCAUCCACCUAUGAAAUUUACUUAGGAAGAGAGGCGUCAUUGUUAAAGGAUGAACAUCAAUAUUCCGACUCCUUUGGAAAUGCAAUAAAAACUGAAAGCGUAAUUAACCCAUUAAGAAUUAUUAGAAAUUGGGGAAGAUCCUGCCUAUUUUAUUUAGGAUGAAGAAAUGAGAAGAUUGAAUUGGAAUGAGGAAGAUUGGUUAUCAAAAUCACACACUCAUUUGAAAUAGGAGAUGAAGGACAUUCCUUAAAUAAAAUCUAGCAGUAAUUUAAUAAAAAUAAAAAAACCGACAAUCAGAUCAAAUACUGAAGAUAGAACUGAAAGGAAGAGAAAAAUGAUUGAAGAUUAAGUCAAGAGAUUGCAUGAAAUAAAUGAAACUAAUUUUUAGAAGGUCAAAUAUAAUCAAGAAACAAAAGAAAUGGAAAAACAAAAAGAGCAAGCUAAGUUGAAUGAAAAAUUUAAGUCAAAAAUAGAUGUUCAAAUUAAGAAAGAGGAUGCUAGACAUGAAAGUCACCAAAGAAUAGCCGAGUAUAAAUAAUAAUAAUAAUAAUUGAUAAAGGAGAAAAUAGAAUAACAUAAAAAACAAAUUAUGGAGGAGGAGGAGAUGAUUAGAUUGCAUCAAAGAUUGAAAUAGAUUUGUCAAAAUAAAUAAGUGAAUAAUCUAAUUGAUUCGAAUCUGAAAGAUAGAAUAGAAAAAGCUAUCAAAUGCCAAACAAAUAAAUGA